AUGCCUUCGACACCGCUCUCACUACUAUCUGUCGCCGCCCUAAUCCCUUUCUCUCUCGCAGGGACCAGCUACAGUCUAGUCAAAGAAUAUGCUGGGUCAACGUUUUUUGACGAAUGGGACUUCUAUGGACAUUUUGACAAUCUAACUAACGGAGAUACCAUAUUCGUGACGAAAGACGUCGCAACCUCGUCAAGGCUCGCAUAUGUUGACCCCUCGACUAAUCGUGCGAUCAUCAAAGUCGACAACACAUCCACUGUCCUCUUCAAUGACAAGCGCAACACGGUCAGAAUCUCCAGCAAGGACGAGUUCGAAGUUGGAAGUGUUUGGGUUGCGGAUAUGUAUCAUGUGCCUUUUGGUUGUUCUGUCUGGCCUGCUUUUUGGUCGCAAGCACCCAACUGGCCGAUUGGUGGGGAGAUCGAUACAUUCGAGCACUGGAACAGCGAACUUCACAACCAAAUGACGCUCCACACAGAGCCAGGUUGUAAUCAAAUCUCGCCAGUCCAAACAUCAACAGUGGUAAACUCGACUGACUGCUCGCAUCUCGACAACUCGAAUGCUGGAUGCAGUGUCAUGGAUCCCAACGACUCGAGCUAUGGCGCCAAAUUUGCAGCAGCCCAGGGUGGUAUAUUCGUGACUGAAUAUGCUGAAUCCGGAAUUUCAGUCUGGUUUUUCAGCCGCGCAAGUGUACCUAAAUCAUUCUCUUCCAACGCUUCUUCUUUCUCUACCAGUGACCUCGGGACUCCCGUGGCAAAUUGGCCCACGGGCGGCUGUGCCGUCGAUACAUUUUUCAAGUCGCAGAACCUUAUUUUUGACAUCACUCUGUGUGGAGACGCGGCUGGAGCGCCUGCUGUCUUUGCACAAACCUGUCCAGGAACAUGCUAUACGGACUAUGUCGUUGGAAAUGGCAGCGUAUACAACAAUGCUUAUUUUGACGUUGCUUCGGUGCGCGUCUACAGCGUGAAUGGGACCACCACCAUUGCCAGGAAAAAUGAUGCUUCGGCUCUGCAAGUUUCGAUAUGGCGGGUUGUCUUCCUGCUGGCAGGGAUGUCAUACUGGCUUUCGAUGGACUGA
Messenger RNA from Mycena indigotica, 1071 nucleotides. Its product is annotated as GH16 domain-containing protein. Gene Ontology annotation, molecular function: hydrolase activity, hydrolyzing O-glycosyl compounds. The transcript has 4 exons. Lineage: Eukaryota; Fungi; Basidiomycota; Agaricomycetes; Agaricales; Mycenaceae. Gene Ontology annotation, biological process: glucan catabolic process. The record is from RefSeq and is a predicted model, not a curated record. Bases 1 to 1071 code for a protein of 356 amino acids.